Molecule: messenger RNA, 576 nt
Organism: Lachancea thermotolerans CBS 6340
Lineage: Eukaryota; Fungi; Ascomycota; Saccharomycetes; Saccharomycetales; Saccharomycetaceae
Gene: TRS23
Product: TRAPP subunit TRS23
Exons: 1
Coding region: 1-576 (191 amino acids)
Biological process (GO): endoplasmic reticulum to Golgi vesicle-mediated transport
Cellular component (GO): TRAPP complex
Source: RefSeq, a predicted model, not a curated record
AUGGCGAUCCAAACGAUCCUAGUUAUAAACAAGUCAGGAGGCCUAGUCUACCAGCGCGACUUUAUCAAGACUGGCGCAAAGCUCUCGAGCAACGAGUACCUUAUUCUGGCGGGCACGCUGCAGGGGGUGGUGGCGAUUGCGAGCCAAGUUACGCCCAAGGCACUACAAAUCUCAGCCAAGACCGGGUCAAAAACGGCCAAUGAGCCCAGCCAGCUCAUCCCCUAUGUUGGCAGCCUGGGCGCUCCAGCCCAAAACCUCUCCGACAUGGGCAGCUUCAUGGGGCAGGACUUCUUCAAUGAGAGCUUUCCCAGCUGGAACCAGAGCGGGCUGAAGCACGUGACUACGGACCAAUUGUCAAUGUUCCUUUACCAGACCCUCACAGGGCUCAAGUUCGUCGCUAUCAGUACCCAGAGCACCACCAAUGCCAUGGCCGUAUCGAUAGCCGAGAACCUGCUGCGCAAGGCGUACUGUCUGUACGCGGACUACGUCAUGAAAAACCCAUUUCAUGACCCCGAAAUGCCUAUCAAGUGCGAACUUUUCGACACGCAUCUAGCAGAACUAGUUGGGCAGCUGUGA